ACAUAUAUGGUUAUACCUCCUACCAGCAGCAUUCACUGCCUCUCACAGCGAGCAAGCUCGCACAGCAGAACGGAGGCAAUGAGCGGCGAGGUGUGGUUUCCUGCACUGGGCCUGGUGGCCUGGCUGUGCUGCCUCGGUUCGGGACCCGUUCAGGGGGGGAAAGUACUGGUUGUGCCUGUGGAUGGGAGCCACUGGCUCAGCAUGAAGAUACUGGUGAAGGAGCUCAGCAGCAGGGGCCACGAGGCGGUCGUGCUGGUGCCUGAAACCAGCCUGUUGAUCCAUGGCUCAGGGAGCUACAGGACUGAGAUGUACCAGGUGCCCUUCACCAAAGCCCAACUGGACGGAAAGUUCAGCCAGCUGAAGGAUGGAGUUUUCCUCAAGCCGCCGGCCAUCACGGACAUGUUCGUUAACAUUCAGCGUCUGGUCGACUUCACGUCGAUGCAGGUGAAAGCCUGCGAGAGUCUGCUGAACAACCAGCCUCUCAUGAGCAAACUGCAGAGCGAGGGCUUCGAUCUGGUGCUCACGGACCCCUUCCUGCCCUGCGGCUCCAUCCUGUCUCACGUCUUCUCCAUUCCAGCUGUUUAUUUCUUGCGGGGUCUUCCGUGUGAGCUGGAUUCAAGGGCUAACCACUGCCCGGCUCCCGCCUCCUACGUUCCUGUGGCCUUCUCUGGCAAUACAGACGUCAUGAACUUCCCACAGAGGGUCAAAAAUAUGUUCAUGUCCAUUUUCGAGUCAUAUUUGUGUAGAGUAAUCUACUACCACUUUGAGGAUCUGGUCAGCAGGUACCUAGGAAACGACAUGACCUACAAGGGCCUGCUUGGUAAUGGAGCGAUCUGGCUCCUCAGAUAUGACUUUACUUUUGAAUGGCCCAAACCUCUUUUGCCAAACAUGGUCUUUAUUGGAGGGAUCAAUUGUGCAAAGAAAGCUCCUCUUCCAGCGGACUUGGAGGAGUUUGUGGAGGGCUCUGGGGACGACGGCUUCAUCGUCUUCACCCUGGGCUCCAUGGUGUCCGACAUGCCCGAUAAUAAAGCCAAACAGUUCUUUGACGCCUUUCGGCAAAUUCCUCAAAGGGUUGUUUGGAGAUACACUGGAAACUUCACUGACGAUGUACCCGAGAAUGUGAAACUUAUGAAGUGGUUACCUCAGAAUGAUCUCCUGGCCCAUCCCAAGGCCAAAGCCUUCAUAACUCACGGCGGCACCCAUGGGAUCUACGAGGGUAUCUGCAAUGCCGUGCCCAUGCUCAUGUUCCCGCUGUUUGGGGACCAGGGGGACAACGUGCAUCACCUGGUGUCCCGUGGUGUUGCGGAGAAACUCUCCAUUUAUGACAUGACGACUGAAACUCUCCUGGAGGCACUUAAGAAAAUCAUCAAUGACAAAAGUUACAAAGAGAAGAUAGUGACGCUGUCCGAGAUACACUUGGACCGCCCCGUUGAGCCUUUGGACCUGGCCGUCUUCUGGACCGAGUUCGUCAUGAGACACAAAGGAGCUGCACAUUUAAGGGUAGCGGCACAUGACUUGAACUGGUUUCAGUACCACAGCCUGGACGUCUUUGUCUUCUUUGCCGUCCUCCUCCUCAGCGCCCUGGGGCUCACGCUCAGAGGCUGCUUGUUCUGCACACGCCGCUGUUUCAGGAGAGGGACGCCAAAGAGGAAGCAAGCGUAGCGUUUCUACGGCAACAGACGGUCAUUUAGUAAUGAAUUGAAUUUGUGAACGAGGGUAUGUGUGUGCACGUGUGUGCGUGGUGUACAUUUUGUCUUGAUUUUUAUCUGGAAUCGUGUUUAAAAA
This is a messenger RNA of Pungitius pungitius (ninespine stickleback), 1785 nucleotides long. RefSeq names its product UDP-glucuronosyltransferase-like. Lineage: Eukaryota; Metazoa; Chordata; Actinopteri; Perciformes; Gasterosteidae. Gene Ontology annotation, molecular function: UDP-glycosyltransferase activity. The transcript has 5 exons. The coding region runs from base 7 to 1662 and encodes 551 amino acids. The record is from RefSeq and is a predicted model, not a curated record.